Molecule: messenger RNA, 1266 nt
Organism: Labrus bergylta (ballan wrasse)
Lineage: Eukaryota; Metazoa; Chordata; Actinopteri; Labriformes; Labridae
Gene: wnt3a
Product: wingless-type MMTV integration site family, member 3A
Biological process (GO): cell fate commitment; multicellular organism development; neuron differentiation
Cellular component (GO): extracellular region
Molecular function (GO): cytokine activity; frizzled binding
Source: RefSeq, a predicted model, not a curated record
AUGAGCUCGCAUGUAGGCUUUCUGCUGGAGAAGUUUUGCCAAACUUUAAGGAUGAUAUACCUGGGAUGUUUCCUUUUGCUCUGUGGGCUCACGCAUGUCAUGGCAAGUUAUCCCAUUUGGUGGUCACUGGCAGUGGGCCAUCAGUACUCAUCCCUCGGCACUCAGCCUAUCCUCUGUGGCAGUAUACCCGGUCUUGUGCCCAAGCAGCUGCGAUUCUGCCGGAACUACGUGGAAAUCAUGCCCAGCGUAGCCGAGGGGGUUAAGAUUGGCAUCCAGGAAUGCCAGCACCAGUUCAGAGGCCGACGCUGGAACUGCACCACAGUCACUGACAAUCUAGCCAUUUUUGGGCCAGUGUUAGAUAAAGCCACUCGAGAGUCAGCAUUUGUUCAUGCUAUCGCCUCUGCGGGAGUGGCAUUUGCAGUGACCCGUGCCUGCGCAGAGGGUUCAGCCACCAUCUGCGGAUGUGACACACGCCACAAGGGCCCCCCUGGUGAGGGAUGGAAGUGGGGUGGCUGCAGCGAGGAUGUGGAGUUUGGGAGCAUGGUGUCUCGAGAGUUUGCUGAUGCAAGAGAAAAUCGCCCUGAUGCACGCUCAGCCAUGAACCGUCAGAACAAUGAGGCAGGAAGAAUGUCCCUUAACGACAACAUGUUCCUGAAGUGUAAGUGCCAUGGGCUCUCAGGCAGCUGUGAGGUCAAGACAUGCUGGUGGUCCCAACCUGACUUUCGAGUUAUUGGAGACUACAUGAAGGAUAAGUACGACAGUGCAUCAGAGAUGGUGGUGGAGAAACAUAAGGAGUCCCGUGGAUGGGUGGAGACCCUGAGACCCAAGUACAACUACUUCAAACCCCCAACAGAGCGUGAUCUGGUUUAUUAUGAAAGCUCUCCCAAUUUUUGUGACCCAAAUCCCGAGACCGGUUCAUUUGGCACCCGUGAUCGGAUCUGCAACCUGACGUCUCAUGGCAUAGAUGGGUGUGACCUACUCUGCUGCGGCAGAGGCCACAACACCAGGACUGAGAAGAGAAAGGAGAAGUGUAACUGUAUUUUCCACUGGUGCUGCUAUGUCAGCUGUCAGGAGUGUGUGAGAGUCUACGAUGUGCACACCUGCAAAUAAGGACAUCUGGUUCUUUGCCUUCCAAAAUGUAAAGACAACAAGUAAACUAACAAACGCAGCAACUUAUCUACAAAACAUGAGACACUGUGAAAUAGUCUGACCUAUCCAUGGACUCCAGGGGCAGACCUAACAGGUGUUUUGUGCUGUGAUGCUGGA